UUCCCAUUUCCGGGCGGAGCUUUACUGCAGGAGAAGUUAGGCAUGAAUAUCUUGACGGCAGCCGGCGCUAGGCGGCUGUGCGCUAUGCGCGCAGUCCUUCCUUGCCUUUGGAGAGGAAAGUACUUCAGCUCUGGGAAUGAGCCUGCCGAAAACAAUUCCGUGACUCCUAUGCUGAGGCAUCUUAUAUACAAAAUCAAGUCUACUGGUCCCAUCACUGUGGCCGAGUACAUGAAGGAGGUCUUGACGAACCCAGCCAAGGGCUAUUAUAUGAAGCAUGACAUGCUAGGAGAAGAAGGAGAUUUCAUUACUUCACCUGAAAUAAGUCAGAUGUUUGGGGAGCUCCUAGGGAUAUGGUUCAUCAGUGAAUGGAUAGCCGCUGGAAAAAAUGCAGCUUUCCAACUGGUGGAACUAGGCCCAGGCAAGGGAACCCUCUUGGAAGAUAUUUUGAGGGUAUUUAGUCAACUUGGGUCUUUGCUGAAAAACUGUGACAUUUCACUACAUCUGGUAGAGGUGAGCCAGAAAUUAAGUGAGAUUCAAGCAUUAACGUUGACUGAAGAGAAGGUCCCAUUAGAGCGAAAUGCUGGAUCCCCAGUAUAUAUGAAAGGUGUCACUAAAUCUGGAAUUCCGGUUUCCUGGUACCGAGAUCUGCAAGAUGUUCCAAAAGAGUACAGCUUUUAUCUCGCACAUGAAUUUUUUGAUGUUCUUCCUGUGCAUAAGUUUCAGAAAACACCACACGGAUGGCGAGAAGUACUUGUUGAUAUUGAUCCGCAGGUUUCUGAUAAACUGAGAUUUGUUUUGGCGCCAUGUGCCACCCCAGCAGAAACGUUCAUACAAGAUGAUGAAACAAGGGAUCAUGUGGAAGUGUGUCCUGAGGCUGGGGUUGUUAUUCAGGAACUUUCUCAACGCAUUUCGCUAACUGGAGGUGCUGCCCUGAUCGCGGAUUAUGGUCAUGACGGGACUAAGACAGACACCUUCAGAGGGUUUCGUGGCCACCGGCUUCAUGAUGUCCUAACUGCCCCGGGAACAGCAGACCUAACAGCUGACGUGGACUUCAGUUACUUGCGUAGAAUGUCCCAGGGGAAAGUAGCUUCCCUGGGUCCAAUAGAACAGCAAACUUUUUUAAGAAACAUGGGCAUUGACGUCCGGCUGAAGAUUCUUUUAGAUAAAACAGAUGAGCCAUCAUUGAGGCAGCAGUUACUUCAGGGGUAUAAUAUGUUAAUGAAUCCUAUGAAGAUGGGAGAAAGAUUUAACUUUCUUGCCUUGGUACCUCAUCAGAGACUUCAUGGUAGAAAUCAUCAGACGAAUGCACGUCAGUCAAAACCCUCUCCAUCACCUGUAGCUGGGUUUGGUGAACUUGCUUGGCAGUGAUAUUUCAGUUUGGACUUUUCACCCCCAAGUUGGCCUAAGAAACCAGAAUAAAGGGAACACAUUUUAUAUAUCACAGGUAAAAUAAAUAUUAAAAUAUUUUAUCUCGUCAUAGCCAAUAAAAAAAACCAUACAGUACCACUGGAAGUUGAUCUUUUAAGAUUGUAUUUGAUUCUUGGUACAAAUGUGUGUUCUCAAUUUAAUGAAACAAAUUAUUGAGUAUCCUCUAAUUAAUAAAGCUGGUUGUUAUAGUGUUAUUUUAAAGUGUAAACAUGAAUACUGAUUGGUUUAAUAAAAACUGGAAACAACUGGCCAUUCACAGGGGGCUGAUUACAUAUAACUAGUUGCUCCGUGGCAUGUGGAAAUCUUCUGGACCAGGAAUCGAACCCGUAUCCCCUGCAUUAGUAGGCAGAUUCUUAUCCACUGUGCCACCAGGGAAGUCCAAAAGUGAAAGAAAAGUGAAAGUUGUUCUGUCCGACAUGGUGAUCCCAUGGACUGUAUCCCUCCAGGCUUCUGUCCAUGGAAUUCUCUAGGCAGGAAUACUGGAGUGGGUUUGCCUGUUCCCUUUUCCAGGGAAUCUACCCAACCCAGGGAAUCAAACCCAGGUCUCUUUACUAUCUGUGCCACCAGGGAAGCCCAGGGAAAUCCGAGUAUAAUGUUAAAUGGCCUUUAUUGAGGUAAGUUCCUUCUGUAUCAGCUUUGUUGAGUUUUAUCAUGACUGACUGUUGAAUAUUGUUAAAUACUUUUUUCUG
Budorcas taxicolor (takin) is the source of this 2117-nucleotide messenger RNA. RefSeq names its product NADH:ubiquinone oxidoreductase complex assembly factor 7 (gene NDUFAF7). The transcript is spliced from 10 exons. The record is from RefSeq and is a predicted model, not a curated record. Gene Ontology annotation, biological process: mitochondrial respiratory chain complex I assembly. Gene Ontology annotation, molecular function: protein-arginine omega-N symmetric methyltransferase activity. Gene Ontology annotation, cellular component: mitochondrion. NCBI's taxonomy places the organism in Eukaryota, Metazoa, Chordata, Mammalia, Artiodactyla, Bovidae. The coding region runs from base 43 to 1368 and encodes 441 amino acids.